GGAAACUGCGGGAGCUUUGUAUUUGUCUGGUGGUGAGAUGAUUUCAUACAACUAUUGCAUUGCCCAUCAUAGCUAUGGAGCUACCGGAGCCGAUCAGAAAACGUCUUGGGGAUUUAUCCCGGACAGUUUUCGUUGAUCCGACCCGUACUCAGCCUACACACGAAGAUAAUGUCACGUUCUUGGGACACAAUAGAGAGGUGGUCUCAAGCCUCCCUCUCCAGAUGUCUCUGUUCUUCAACAUGUGUUUUUUCCCGUUGUGGUGGAUCAGCGAGGUACUGAUGCUGCACCUCAAGUAUUCUGCUCUUCCCGACUACUACAAGUUCAUCCUCAUCACCGUCCUCAUCCUCAUGACUUUCAUAGAAGCCAUCAGGCUCUACUUGGGAUAUGCAGGAAAUUUGCAAGAAAAGGUUCCAGAACUGGCCGGAUUCUGGCUGCUUAGUCUCCUCCUCCAGUUUCCUCUGAUCCUUUUCCAGCUGUUCAAUGAGGCCAUUCUUAUCCAGCCUCUGGAGAGAGGAGUCCACAUCGUCCUGGCACUCUUCCUACUUACACAGGCCUUGUCAGGCUUUGUAGCCCUCAGGUGUAUGGUCCGGCACACAGAGAGCCACUUUCACCUGCGUCAGUUUGAUGGAGUCCAGGAGCUUCGAGCCUGACACGCCCAGGGCUCAGAUGACACAAACAGAGCACAAAACAUG
Messenger RNA from Osmerus eperlanus (European smelt), 692 nucleotides. RefSeq names its product transmembrane protein 17 (gene tmem17). NCBI's taxonomy places the organism in Eukaryota, Metazoa, Chordata, Actinopteri, Osmeriformes, Osmeridae. Gene Ontology annotation, biological process: non-motile cilium assembly. The record is from RefSeq and is a predicted model, not a curated record. The transcript has 5 exons. The coding region runs from base 75 to 650 and encodes 191 amino acids. Gene Ontology annotation, cellular component: ciliary transition zone.